Molecule: messenger RNA, 2883 nt
Organism: Oldenlandia corymbosa var. corymbosa
Lineage: Eukaryota; Viridiplantae; Streptophyta; Magnoliopsida; Gentianales; Rubiaceae
Source: the annotation of a GenBank genome assembly
AUGUUAGAUUUCUCAGAACUUGUUGAUAAGGUAUAUGGUGUGAUGGAAGUUGAUAGAAAAGGGUUGUAUAUUGAUUUUUCUUUGGUAUGGACGGAGAGAUCAGGAAAAAGGUCUCGUGUGCACAUUAAUGAUGAUAAUACUGUUCGGUUCAUUUAUCUUUGUGCUGAUAAAUGGCCAGAAUUGUACCCUGAAAAUGUUGAGAGAAUAUGCCAUGUUUAUGCAAGUACAUCUGGCCAGGAUAUUAGUGCCAGCACUAGUGGUGGUAGAACAGUUGAAGACAAUAAAGAUGAAGAUGGAGAUGAAGAUGAAGAUAAAGAUGAAGAUGAAGAUGAAGAUGGCGGGGGUGUCGAAAGCAGUGAUGAUGAGUACGUCCCAUCGGAUGAGGACUCAGAUGACGACACUGAUUUUGAGUCAUCUUCUUCAGUCCCAUAUGUUUUCGACGACAUCAGUGGAUGGGACAAGACUUUAGAGGAAGUAGAUUGUGAUGGGAUUAAAAUGUGGGAUGGCAAUCCGUUGACGCUAGGCCUUGAUGUACAUUUCACCAACAAGCCUGAGGCACAGGCGGCAGUGGGAGAAUGGAACUUGGCAAACAUUGAUAUGAUCCAGAAAUGUCAGAAUGUUCUACCUCCUAAGCCCAUGAAACUGUAUGAAGAGGCCCGGAAGAAAUCAUUGAGGCAAAAGGUCAACCGGUUUUGCAAGAAAAACCAGAAGUACGAAGUGGUUACAAUAGCACCUGAUAAUCAACAAUGGAAGGCUGAGGAGAAGCAAGUUGUGCUCUAUGUAGAUCGAGAGUGCACUUGCGGAAGGUGGCAGACUUUCAGAUUUCCUUAUUCCCAUGCACCUCGAGUUGCCCGUGGGCUAGGUGACGACCCCUUCCCACUUUUUGAUCCAUGUUACAGUAUGCAUCAAUGGUACCAGCAGUUUCCUGGAGAAUUCAACCCAAUCAUGGAACCAUGGCCAAAGGCAACGUGGCAGAUCAGGCCAGAUAACACUAAACUUGUCCACCAUGCUGGCCGGGGUCGGAAGCGUGUGAAUCGGAAAAAAGGUGUGAUGGAUUAUACAAGCAAAUCUGGCCAGCGAAGACUCCAAACUUGCAGUUUAUGUAAACCACAGGGCCAUAAUGCCAGGGCUUGCCCAUAUGCGAGAGUUUGCGCACGAUGUGGAAGUUUAGAUCAUGAUGCCGUGGAAUGCCCAUUUUCUCAUCCACCUGCUGACAGGACUGUUAUUGAUAAACUUUACGAUCCAUAUGGAAUUCGUGCCAUAGACAUUGGAUCAUCUUCUUCCUCCCAAUGUACCUCAAAGAAGUUACGGCAGGGACCUAGAGACAAUAGUUUGUUGUUCCUCCAAAACGCUCAUAGGUCACAUAAUGUAUUCCAUGGUACACAGUAUGAUAUAGAGAUUUCAGAGCCCAGGCGGAUACCCGGCGACACAUUGCUUCUCACUGUGGGGGAAAUUACUAGCCUGCUCAAGAGGAAGCCGUUUGGAGGAUCCGAUAGGAGAUGGAUACAACAACUAGGGAUAUAUCUCCAGGUUUGGAAUGAUCGCCACGGCAGACUUGUGGGGACUGAUGAUGAUUAUGUUGGCGAGCCUACAGCAGAUCCGGAGUAUCUCUUGUGGUACCAUCAGGCCACAUUGAUGGAGGACGUUCGUAGUCUGAGUAUUAUAGGCCAGCGUACUUUCGACGCGGACUCCUUUGGUUAUGAUCGCUUAGGCGAGAUUGGCCAGGUUGCUGAGCGGGCGUUGUCCGUCAAUGCAACGAAUGUUGUACGUCACGAUCUCGAUAGACAUGUUGAGAGUUUGCUAGAUGGCCAGUCGAUACAUUACACGAGUAACUUUCUUUCGAGUAUGUUCCAGGGUGUUGCGAGUCAGCAUCAGGCUGAUGACCCAGUUGGAGGUGAGCGUGAGAGUAAGGGUGAAGAUGAGGAUGAGGAUGAGGCUGAGGAUGCAGACCAGGAUGAUCAGUUUGAGGGUCAGGGUUAUCAGCGCCAUGAGGAGCAGGGAUCGAGUCAGACUCUAGGGACUCCACCGUUGGCUAUUCAUUCAGGCCGCAAUACUAGCAUUUGGAUGGAUAGAUGGUUGCCGUGCUCAGAAGAUUUUCAAUGUCAUAGUCCCCCCUCAAUCAUACAUCCUUCAUCUCUAGUCUCGGAUCUCAUUGAUCAAUCCACAGGGAAUUGGAAUCAGGAACUCAUCAAUUCCAUUUUCUCUCCAUCUGAAGCUUCCUGUAUUCUCUCGAUGAUGCUUGGUGACGCUCCUACUUCGGAUAAAUGGAUCUGGCACCACUCAACGAAUGGUCGUUUCAGCGUGAAAUCUGUUUACUCAACAUUAAUGGCUUCUCCUAAUUUUUCUGCUGAUUUUCACCCCUCUGUUGCAUUGACUCCUGAAUACACUCUUUUCUGGAAAAAGCUCUGGAAGCUUCGCCUCCCGAAUUGUAUUCUCCAUUUCUUGUGGCGCUGUGCUACAAGCUCCCUCCCAAGCUUAGAAAACCUGGAAAAGAGAGGCUGUUUUCCGGAUCAACAAUGUCCGUUAUGCCACAACACCACUGGAACUACAUCUCAUGUGAUUUUUUGGUGCAGCUACGCGACUCAGGCCUGGAUUGCAGCUGGAAUACGAGACUGUAUUUUGAGAUACCAUGAUCUGCGCUGGGAUUCUUGGGUGAAAAUGGUGAUUCUGAAAUGUGAUCGCAAAGUGGCUGAGGUGUUUGCUGUUAUUUGCAAUUCGCUAUGGUAUGCCAGAAAUGAAUUUCUCUUCGAGAAUAAACAAAUUGCCGCACAUCUCUUAGCCUCCAGGAGUGUUAACAUGCUGAAAGAAUUCCAAAUGGCGAACGGUUCCCUGGAAACUUCAUCCAGUGCCUUACGAUCAUGUCAUUUGAUGCCCCCCAGCUGA